AUGCCAGAUGUCAUGCUAACCACCCACAAGGAUGGUAGUACCAGUCAAGAUGGCUCUGCACGUGAGGCCUGGAGACUAAAUGAUACCAAGGCCAUCGGCACUAUUCAUCUUCGAUGCUCCCCUGCCAUUGCCGCCCUUAUUCAAAACAAGACAACGGCUAAAGAAACUUGGGAAGAGCUCGACGACACAUAUGGUAUCACAUCUCUUGCCUCCAUCUAUAACAAGCUGUGUGGGGCAUUAACCACCAAGAUCCCGGCUGAUCAACAUCCUGCUCCCGCCUUUGCCAAGAUUGCCAAGCACUUUAAUGUCUUGGCCUCUGAGAAGAUGAUCAUCCCUAACUGUCUUCAAGGGCUGGUCUGUCUCAAUGCACUCCCUCUUUGGUAUGACUCCCUCAUUCAAGUCUUAGUCCAGAAAUUGACAUCGACAAUGGACAUUGACAAUGUCCGGGAGGCUGUUGUCACUGCCUGGGAGCAAGCCCAGAACAAGAAGACAACACAACUAGGUGCACACAAAAUCUCGGCAGUGAAGCAUAAGCUGGGUGAUCCCUCCUUUGCUUUGCAGCAGCAGCAGCACCCUCAGGGCAGCAGCAGCAAUGCGCGAGAUGGGAAGAAGUGCCCUUAUUAUGGCAAGCGCACAGGCAAGAAGCAUCAAGGGCACAACCAUGAUCAUCACCACGCCCAUGACGUCUUGAUCACCUUGACUGUCUCCCUUCCUCCUACAACCAUUGCUCAUGUCCUCAACAUCACACCUACAGGCAGCAGGACUCGGACGGUUAAAGAGCAAGGUCCGUUCCAUCCACCUCCUUCGGCGGACAGCCAUCACUACAACAACAAGUGGAUCAAGAAAGCCUUCAAGCUCACGCAGUGA
Molecule: messenger RNA, 867 nt
Organism: Gloeophyllum trabeum ATCC 11539
Lineage: Eukaryota; Fungi; Basidiomycota; Agaricomycetes; Gloeophyllales; Gloeophyllaceae
Exons: 1
Coding region: 1-867 (288 amino acids)
Source: RefSeq, a predicted model, not a curated record